AUGGAUGCUCGCCGGCCUAAGUCUCUAUUGGCGGCACAAGAUGAUGUUCGAGCACUUCGGGCCAGGCUGAAUACUGGAUCAGGAGACGAUGUAUCUGCAGAGCAAUGCAGCGAAGCAAUCAAAGCGCUGUCCGCAUUUGGCGAGCGGUGGAGCGACAUCAGGCAGGCUUACAGCGAUUUCCGUGCGGCAGGCGUUCGCAUACGCGCGGACACCUAUCGCGUGCUCGUAGCCGCGGCUAUAGAGGCCAGGCAGGGUAUGGAUGUCGUGGAGCUCGUGUCGCAUGAGGAGGAGCUGUACGGCCCGCCGCCGCUCCCCGUGUACUGCAGCCUUAUCAGCCGGCUGCUGAAGCACCCCGGGCGAGGUACGCCGUGCCGUCAGGCGGCGUAUGCGCUGUGGCAGAAGCUGCGAGCGUCGGGCUACAAACUGGACGCGCCAGCCUACAGAACUGGAAUGAACCUUUGCGUCGAGCUGGGCAAGCUGUCGGAGGCGCGGCAGCUGAUGGACGCCAUGCGGGCCGCGGGUCACCGACCCGGCUGGGGCUCCUACCACAUCCUCAUGAAGUACCAUGCGAGGCGGGGGGAGAUGGACGCGGCCAGACGGCUGUUCACGCAGCUACGAGCGUACCGAGGCGGCGAUCGGCCUCUAGAAAUCUCGGCGUACAACAUCCUGCUGGACGGUUUUGUACGGCUGGGAGAUGUCACCAUGGCACGUGCCGUACUGGAUAAGGCCCGUCGGGAAGGUACGGCACCCGAUGCGUACACGUACAGCUCUUAUGCAUCUGGGCUGGCGGCGGCGGGGCGGCUCGAGGAGGCGGAGGCCUUGCUGGGGGAGAUGGCGGCGGAGGGACUGCCGCCGAAUCCCGUGGUGUACGGCGCCGUACUGGAUGGCUGUUCGCGGCUGAGCGACUGGAACAGGGCAGAGCGUUUGUUAGCCAAGAUGCGAGCGGACGGUCUACGUCCUAGUGUCGUACACUACAAUAUGCUCAUUAGAGGCCGGAGUUACGGCUCCGGGAUACCCGAUGGCGACGGGGCCGCCGCCGCCGCCACCGCUGGAAGCUACCGCGGCAGCAGCAGCAGUAGUAGCAGCAACAGUGGUAGCGACCGUGGUUUCGUCGAAGCACUUUUGGUGGAGAUGCGGGCCUCCGGAUUGCGCCCUGAUGCUGUUACGUACGGCACGCUGAUUGACGCUGCCGUACGCAGCGGCAGCGUCAGUAGCGCGUUGGAGGUGUUGUCGGCGAUGCGUGUGGACGGUGUACAGCCCGACGGGGCCAUCUUUACGAGUCUUAUGAAGCUUUUUCGGACGCAGGGCCACCAGGCGAAGGCGUUGGAGGUGUUCCAGCAGCUGUCCAGCAGCCGGUCGUCCUCGGUGGACUUGUGGGCUCUGAGCUGCCUGGUCAAGGUGUUUGCUGGCGAGGGCAACAUGGGGGAGGCGGAGGCGGCGCAGCGGCGAGCGAACCAGAUGGCGGCGGAGCAGGGCUUGCCGCCCCCCGUGGAGGCGGCUUAUGCGCUGUUGCAGGCGUACGGCCAGCAGGGGCAGCUGGGUCCGGCGUUGCUGUCCUUCCGGCGCUUCCUGGCGGCCGGCGGCCAGCCGCACCGGAAGAUGUGCGAGCUGGCGUACCGCCUGUGUCUGAAGCACUUUGACUUCAGCUCUGCAGCGCAGGUACUCCGCGCCAUGAGGCUGAUGCGGGGACUGGAGCUUCGUGAUGCACUGUACCGGCAGCAAUGGGAGGAGGCGCAGCGGCGGAUGCAGGCGCGGCGACAACAAGCCGGCAACAGCAAUGGCAAUGGCAAUAGGAUGAUUAGCAGCAGUAGCAGUAGCAGUAGCGGUAGCGGUGACGGUAGCCCUGGCGGCGGCGGCGGCGGCUGUCGGGCGACGGAU
Molecule: messenger RNA, 1878 nt
Organism: Volvox carteri f. nagariensis
Lineage: Eukaryota; Viridiplantae; Chlorophyta; Chlorophyceae; Chlamydomonadales; Volvocaceae
Exons: 9
Molecular function (GO): protein binding
Source: RefSeq, a predicted model, not a curated record